Durusdinium trenchii is the source of this 1764-nucleotide messenger RNA. The record is from the annotation of a GenBank genome assembly. Lineage: Eukaryota; Dinophyceae; Suessiales; Symbiodiniaceae.
AUGGGGUCCUUCUAUGGGCUGCUGGGUGUGACAGCCGACGCCACGGCGGAGGAGAUCAAAUUGGCCUUCAAGCGACGUGUCCUGCAGGUCCAUCCGGACAAAGGUGGGAGCAAGGAGGCCUUUCAUUUGGUCUACCUAGCCUUUGAGACCUUGGCAGACCCAGAAGCCCGGAAGCGCUAUGACGAUCAGCGACCGACCAAGCUGUUGCCAAAGCAGAAGGCAAAGCCCAAGAAGUCCAAAACAAAGCGGGCACAGCCUUCCGAGCAGAAAGAACGCACAAAGCCAACCCCGAAGCCAGAGCACACGAGUCAGACGUCAGGCACUUCGAAGCAAUCCGCAAGUGCAUCGAAGGUGUUUUCGCAUGACAAACUCUUGACCAAGCUUUGUAAGCUUUUGAAAGGCCUAACGCGAGAGGUUCGCAACGAUGUCAUCCAGAAAGAGUUCACGCAGCAGCAGCGGGUGCUUCUUGAGAAGUGGAUGCAGAAUCAGCAUGAUGCGGAGACAGAGACCCCAGCUGGGGAGACGUCAGAUUCACAAGCUGCUUCCACCAUGCUGGUGUCCGAAAAAGAUGCUUCAGAUUCGCAAGCUGCCACACUCCACAGAGGAUCAGAAGUGGUACAAGAAGAAACCUGCGAUGCAACUUCCAGCACUUUGAGCUUGAUUCCUGCGCAGACAAAAGGUAAGUUGAUUGCACAGCCUGAGCGGGAGAGGUUUCGGAGAAAGACUCGUCAGAAGAAACGUGCCACAGAAAUGCAGGGAAUAUCAUCUAGACAUCGAUUCAGUUACAGGAGCAAGGUGACCAUUGAUACACUGCAUAUUUCUUCGAGGGACUGCGAUUUGCCGACCGCCAUUGAGUUCUUGAUCAUCUUGAUAUCAGUGAAGCAGAGAAUGCAAGGUGCCUCAAAGGAUUCGGAAGCCUUGUUCAGAAGUCGGCUUGAAGAAGCAUUGGAGCAAUCUCUAGCUGAGCAUGGCAGGAGCUACACAGACCUCAGCCCCCAGUUUGAUUUUCAACAAUGCAUCAGCUUUUUCAUGGGGCCAAAAAUCCCGAUCUUCUCCCCGACCGUUCGGUCGGUCGCGGAAAUUGCGAAGUUGCGCACUCUCAUGGCACCCAUGCGCCAGUGUGUGACCAGGCCAGGUCUUAGGGGAAGCAUCAUUUGGCACUACGGCCUUGUUGAGCUUGAAGAUUUAUGGCUUCGCAUUCAAGAUGCCAUGAAGGAGAUGUAUGAAAGCACCACAGAAGGCCGCCGUGCAAACGCCUUGCGGAGACUGCGUGCAGCGUAUGACGCGCAUACUGACAGGCGCGCUCGACACGUGCAGUUUUGGGAGCAAAAGAAUAUGCAGAUGCAUGAUAAGGAGAAUCACCGUUCGAGACGUAGGGCUGGUCCUGGGGCUGGAAAGAAGACACAAGUCCUUUGCAAGGCCGUUGACAGGCUGCCUGUGGUCAGAAGACUUCUUCUCCGGUGGCGAAAGGCAUUAAUCCAACAAGAGCGUAAGACGCAGCUCGAGCGCCGAAAGCUCUUGCAGCAGCAGAAGAAGGAGCAGCUGAAACGGCAGCGUUUGGAAGCCUUGAACCAAAGGUGCAGGAAAGAAGAGGAAGCUUUGAAGCGAAAGCGUGCCAGAGACGAGCGCGAUGCUGAACGUCGAAGGAGGGAAGCGCUGCGGAAACGGAUGAAAGUGGACCUCACGAUGGAGGAGAUUCUGGGCGCCUUGUGCCAGGCACAUCAACACCCGCGCAUCCUGCACCUGUGGCAGACUGAUGUGUGA